CUGCUUGGCCCAGCAUAGUGAAUCCAAGGGCAGGAGACACCUGCCCACUGCCGUGCUGCCCACCUCUUCCUCACUGCAACUCUGUCUGUGCCCACCAUGGUGCACCUGUGUGCCAGUCAGCCCCGUGUGCCAGUCAGCCCUGCCUUCCUCCCUGCUGCCCCAGGCCCAGAGCCUCAGAGCAUCUGCAUGCCCACUGUUGAUUUCCUACCAGGCAAUUCCAUGAUUGUGUAUUGGAUGUUUGCUUCAUGCUGAACUGAGUGCUGAGUUGUGGGGGAGGAGGCACAACAACAAUUAAGAUGUGGAUGAGUGUGUGGAGGGAACCGACAACUGCCACAUCGAUGCUAUCUGCCAGAACACCCAGCGGUCAUACAAGUGCAUCUGCAAGUCUGGCUACACAGGGGAUGGUAAACACUGCAAAGAUGUGGAUGAGUGUGAACGAGAGGAUAAUGCAGGUUGUGUGCACGACUGUGUCAACAUCCCUGGCAAUUACCGAUGCACCUGCUAUGAUGGAUUCCACCUGGCACAUGAUGGACACAACUGUCUGGAUGUGGACGAGUGUGCCGAGGGCAAUGGUGGCUGUCAGCAGAGCUGUGUCAACAUGAUGGGCAGCUACGAGUGCCACUGCCGGGAAGGCUUCUUCCUUAGCGACAACCAGCACACCUGCAUCCAGCGGCCAGAAGAAGGAAUGAACUGCAUGAACAAGAACCAUGGCUGUGCUCACAUUUGCCGGGAGACACCCAAAGGGGGGAUUGCCUGUGAAUGCCGCCCUGGCUUCGAGCUCACCAAGAACCAACGGGAUUGUAAAUUGACGUGCAACUAUGGUAACGGUGGCUGCCAGCACACAUGCGAUGACACAGAGCAGGGCCCCCGGUGCGGCUGCCAUGUCAAGUUUGUGCUCCAUACCGACGGGAAGACAUGCAUCGGGGAAAGGCGGCUAGAGCAGCACAUCCCCCCUCAGGCCGUUUCUAAUGAGACCUGUGCUGUCAACAACGGGGGCUGUGACAGUAAGUGCCACGAUGCAGCAACGGGUGUCCACUGCAGCUGCCCUGUGGGCUUCAUGCUGCAGCCAGACAGGAAGACCUGCAAAGACAUAGAUGAGUGCCGCUUGAACAAUGGAGGUUGUGACCACAUUUGCCGCAACACAGUGGGCAGCUUUGAAUGCAGCUGCAAGAAGGGCUAUAAGCUUCUCAUCAAUGAGAGGAAUUGCCAGGAUAUAGAUGAGUGUUCCUUUGAUCGAACCUGUGACCACAUAUGUGUCAACACGCCGGGAAGCUUCCAGUGCCUCUGCCAUCAUGGCUACCUGCUGUAUGGUGUCACUCACUGUGGGGAUGUGGAUGAGUGCAGCAUCAAUCGGGGAGGUUGCCGCUUUGGCUGCAUCAACACUCCUGGCAGCUACCAGUGUACCUGCCCAGCAGGCCAGGGCCGGCUGCACUGGAAUGGCAAGGAUUGCACAGAGCCGGUAAAGUGUCAGGGCAGUCCUGGUGCCUCGAAAGCCAUGCUCAACUGCAACCGGUCUGGCAAGAAGGACACCUGUUCCCUGACCUGCCCCUCCAGGGCCCGGUUUUUGCCAGAGUCUGAAAAUGGCUUCACGGUGAGCUGUGGCACCCCCAGCCCCAGGGCCACUCCAGCCAGAGCUGGUCACACCGGGAACAGCACAAACUCCAACCACUGCCAUGAGGCUGCAGUGCUGUCGGUUAAACAGCGGGCCUCCUUCAAGAUCAAGGACGCCAAAUGCCGUUUGCACCUGCGAAACAAAGGCAAAAUGGAGGAGGCCAGCAGAAUCCUGGGGCCAGGUGGUGCCCCCUGCUCUGACUGCCAGGUCACUUUCAUCCACCUCAAAUGUGACUCCUCUCGGAAGGGCAAGGGCCGGCGGGCCCGGACCCCUCCAGGCAAAGAAGUCACUCGGCUCACCCUGGAACUGGAGGCAGAGGUCAGAGCCGAAGAAACCACAGCUGGCUGUGGGCUACCCUGUCUCCGACAGCGGAUGGAACGGCGGCUGAAAGGGUCCCUGAAGAUGCUUAGAAAGUCCAUUAACCAGGACCGCUUCCUCCUGCGCCUGGCAGGCCUUGAUUAUGAGCUGGCCCACAAACCGGGCCCAGUAGCUGGGGAGCGAGCCGAGCUGGUGGAGGCCUGUAGACCUGGGCAGCACCGCACUGGGGCCAAGUGUGUCAGCUGCCCGCAGGGAACGUAUUACCACGGCCAGACGGAGCAGUGUGUGCCAUGCCCAGCGGGCACCUUCCAGGAGAGAGAAGGGCAACUCUCCUGCGACCUUUGCCCUGGGAGUGAUGCCCACGGGCCUCUUGGAGCCACCAACGUCACCACAUGUGCAGGUCAGUGCUCACCUGGCCAACACUCUGUAGAUGGGUUCAAGCCCUGCCAGCUAUGUCCACGUGGCACCUACCAACCUGAAGCAGGACGGACUCUGUGCUUCCCGUGUGGUGGGGGCCUCACCACCAAACAUGAGGGGGCCAUCUCCUUCCAAGACUGUGACACCAAAGUCCAGUGCUCUCCGGGGCACUACUACAAUACCAGUAUCCAUCGCUGCAUUCGCUGUGCCAUGGGAUCCUAUCAGCCUGACUUCCGUCAGAACUUCUGCACCCGCUGUCCAGGAAACACAAGCACUGACUUCGAUGGCUCUACCAGUGUAGCCCAGUGCAAGAAUCGUCAGUGUGGUGGGGAGCUGGGUGAGUUCACUGGCUAUAUUGAGUCCCCCAACUACCCAGGCAACUAUCCAGCUGGUGUGGAGUGCGUCUGGAACAUCAACCCCCCACCCAAGCGCAAGAUCCUUAUCGUGGUACCCGAGAUCUUCCUGCCAUCUGAGGACGAGUGUGGGGACGUCCUCGUCAUGAGAAAGAACUCCUCCCCAUCCUCCAUUACCACCUACGAGACCUGCCAGACCUAUGAGCGCCCCAUCGCCUUCACAGCCCGCUCCAGGAAGCUCUGGAUCAACUUCAAGACAAGCGAGGCCAACAGUGCCCGUGGCUUCCAGAUCCCCUAUGUUACUUAUGAUGAGGACUAUGAGCAGCUGGUAGAAGACAUUGUGCGAGAUGGCCGGCUCUAUGCAUCUGAAAACCACCAGGAGAUUUUAAAGGACAAGAAGCUCAUCAAGGCCUUCUUUGAGGUACUGGCCCAUCCCCAGAACUACUUCAAGUACACAGAGAAGCACAAAGAGAUGCUGCCAAAAUCCUUCAUCAAGCUGCUCCGCUCCAAAGUUUCCAGUUUCCUGAGGCCCUACAAAUAGUACCUCUAGGCCCAAGACCCAGGUUUUGAAGACCCCAGACUCCUUAGCCCUCAGAGCCGGCAGCCCUUACCCUCAUACAAGGAAUUCUCUCCUCUCUUUGGAGAAAAAAAAUAUCCUGUACAGACCACAAACUCUCCCUUUCUGUCUCUCUAGCUUCCUUUCUUUGUAUCUCUCUGCCUCUCUCUCACUCUCUUUCCUUCUCUCCUGUUUUCUCUUUUCCUACAUGCUCCCUGGAAAAGCCAUUCAGUGCUGGCUCUAUUCCCCCAAGCGGUGAAGAAACGGUACCUCCAUCCCCUCCCCAACCACACUACCCAUUUUACCAGCUCACAUCCCUUACUCCAUUAGCUUGGAAGGGUGCUAGAGACCUACCGAAAGAAGUGGGUCUAGUGGGGAAUGGGGAGAGAGAAGAGGGGUUUCUCCCAUUAUAGGGUUGUGCCUUGCCAGUCAGGAGCCCAAAUGUUCCCUGGCUGUGCCCCCCAGGUGAUUCUAAAAGCCCAGGGUUCUGCCAAAGAAGCCUUUGACUUGGAGGCUUAAUGCCAGCACUAGUCCUCUGGGACACGUGGUUUGAGCCCUGAACUGCCCACAGAGACAGCUUCUCUGUCUAUACAGCUCCUUUCCUUCCCCCACAUAUGUAUGUGCCUGGGGUCCAGUCCAUGAGGGCUUACAAAAGGCCCACACCACUGGGCUAGUGGACACCACUGAAUGAGGAAGAGCAGCAGGCAUUGCCAUGUUGAAUGCACCAUUGUCACUCCCAGAGAAAGAAUAUAGCUCUGCAGGACAGAAACCAGGUUUUAAAGCAUCACCAAGAAAAAGGGCGGGGAGUUGGGGAAGGAAAAAAUGUAUCAUCUAAAUGACUACGGAACAAUUGGAAGCCAGCCUCAAACACUAAUUCCUUUUCUUACUUGUUUUCCCUGGCCCAGCCAUCCCCUCACCCCUACCCAAGUGCUCCCUGGGGGAGCCCACUCCCUUUACUAAGUGUUGUCCUUAAAGAAUCAUGGCUGCUGAGUGGAAGCCGACCUGGGCCUUGCCCCAGAAUUCUUUCCCUUGUAGCCACAGAUGGCUUGUGGGCUCCACCAAAGAGGACUCUGCUCUGUAGCCAGCCCAGAGCCACCUACCUCUGGUCCCAGGCUGUGGGCAGCAAGAGGAAUGUGUGUGCACUUGGCAAGACUUCUGCCCACCCUGUCCACAUCUAAUAAGUGCAAUCGUUUUGAGUCUUUCUAUGUUGUCUAGAGGGAAGGGUUUUUGUUUUCUGGUUUUGUUAUUUUGUUGUUGUUGUUUUUCUCCUCUAUUAGAACAACCCUAUUUAUAGUUGCCCAAGAGAGAAGAGUAUAUGUUUGGAAUGGAAGAAAAAAAGGUUUUGAAAUCUCAUGAACCUGGAGUGCUGGAGCAUCUGAUUUAUCUCUACUAUCUGUCUCAACUCUCCGACCAGUGGCCAUCCAGACCUCUAGAGCCCUCAGCUUGGGUAACCCAGGACUGUGGCUCAGAGGCACCAGAUGUGUAAGACCAUAAUUCUGGGGACUAUAUGAAGCAGGAAGGAGAGGGACCUGUGUUUGAUAAACCAAUCCUGUUAUCCCUGUGCCUCUCAAUGGAUUUGGUAUGGACCUCCUGAUUGUAGAGGCCAAUGGAAUUGGUCAGUGAUUCUCCACUCCAAGUAGAGAAAAGCUCCAUCUUUUCCCUGUCUUCAUCCUGUUUUCCCCUGGUAAACACAUGGAAGAGGAUCAGGACAAACCCCCUGGGGAUGGGCUGACUCAAGGCCUUAAGGCCAGAGAGAUGGCUGGGGGAGCCAAGAAUAGGACAGUUACCUAGACCUGAAGUUGUUUGCCUGACCUUGGCCAUUCUGCCUAUCCCUACCUGUUUGCUGUUCCCUCUCGGAGUUGACUUCAAGCCUAGCUUCCUCACGUACUGUUUUUCAAAAGGAAGAAGAAUCAAGUCCAUGCCCGAGCCCAGAUCCUGCACACACUGCACCCUCAGACUACUGCUGCCUGUAAAAUUAUUUUCUAUUUGCUCCUUUUAGUUCCCCUAAAGCUAUAGUCUUUUUUAAUCAAA
Pteropus alecto (black flying fox) is the source of this 5287-nucleotide messenger RNA. It is a transcript of the gene SCUBE3, whose product is annotated as signal peptide, CUB domain and EGF like domain containing 3. NCBI's taxonomy places the organism in Eukaryota, Metazoa, Chordata, Mammalia, Chiroptera, Pteropodidae. Bases 599 to 3241 code for a protein of 880 amino acids. Gene Ontology annotation, molecular function: calcium ion binding. Gene Ontology annotation, cellular component: cell surface. The transcript is spliced from 23 exons. The record is from RefSeq and is a predicted model, not a curated record. Gene Ontology annotation, biological process: signal transduction.